Messenger RNA from Castor canadensis (American beaver), 1099 nucleotides. RefSeq names its product methyltransferase like 27 (gene Mettl27). Lineage: Eukaryota; Metazoa; Chordata; Mammalia; Rodentia; Castoridae. Gene Ontology annotation, molecular function: S-adenosylmethionine-dependent methyltransferase activity. The record is from RefSeq and is a predicted model, not a curated record.
CUAGAAGUCUUGGGGUUCGGUGUCCCCCGCCCAGAUCGGGGGUGAGGGGCAGGGUCUCCCUCUAGCCACGACGAACAGACGGCUCCCCCUACCGGUGCCCGCUGCUCUGCAGGCCCAGAGUGCAGGUGUCCCGUCCCUCCCUGACACUCUCGGGGUCCUUUGCUGUGAUAUGGGGCGGCCCUGUUGACCCGACAGCAGGACGAGAUGGGCGGGGGAGGCCGAGGAAGAACGAGAGAGUGAGGUGGACGUGGGCACAGGGAGGCCGUGUCCCCGCAGGACAAUGGCUCAGGAGGAGGGAGAGCGCCUGCCCCAGGUGCUGGCACGGGUCGAGGCCGCUCAUGGCAUCACCGAUCUGACCCAAAAUCUCCACUUCUAUGACCGCUGGGCUCCGGACUACGACCAGGAUGUGACCGUCCUGCAGUACCGAGCCCCCAGACUAGCAGUGGACUGCCUCACCCAAGCCCUUCCAGCCCUGGCCCCUGACGCCCUGAUCCUGGAUGUGGCCUGUGGCACUGGCCUGGUAGCUUCUGAGUUGCAGGCUCGGGGCUUCCUCCGGCUCCAUGGGGUGGAUGGCAGCCCAGAAAUGCUGAAACAGGCCCAGGCCCGAGGCCUCUACCAGAGCCUCAGCCUCUGCACCCUGGGCCAGGAACUUCUGCCCAACUCUGAAGGGACCUUCGAUGCAGUCCUGAUUGUGGGAGCUCUCAGUGAUGGCCAGGUGCCCUGCAGGGCAAUACCUGAGCUCCUUCGAGUCACCAAGCCAGGUGGUCUGGUGUGUCUGACUACCAGGACCAACCCAUCCAACCUUCGGUACAAGGAGGCUCUGGAAGCCACUCUGGAUGAGCUUGAGCAGGCUGGGGCCUGGGAAUGCCUGGUGGCCCAGCCUGUAGAACACUGGGAACUGGCCACCUCUGAGCACGAGGUGGCACCCGGAACCUCUGCCAAGGAGAGCUUCAUCCCAGGAAUCAUAUACCUGUACCGAAAGCAGGAGGUCCCCAGGUGAGGGAGCGAGGCCCAGCUGCCAGCUCCCAGCUAGCGUUGAAGUUUCUACGUGGCCAUAGCAGUGCCAAUCCACUGGCCUGCCUCUGUCCCCAUCUGUAAA